Messenger RNA from Diaporthe amygdali, 3396 nucleotides. Its product is annotated as nuclear pore protein. Gene Ontology annotation, molecular function: structural constituent of nuclear pore. Gene Ontology annotation, cellular component: nuclear pore. The record is from RefSeq and is a predicted model, not a curated record. The transcript is spliced from 2 exons. Gene Ontology annotation, biological process: poly(A)+ mRNA export from nucleus; protein import into nucleus. Bases 1 to 3396 code for a protein of 1131 amino acids. NCBI's taxonomy places the organism in Eukaryota, Fungi, Ascomycota, Sordariomycetes, Diaporthales, Diaporthaceae.
AUGUCUCUAUUCAGCAAUCUGAACACGGGGGCCACGAGCCAGCCGGCCUCAAAUGCUGGGGGUGGCCUGUUCAGCUCGUUGAACACCACCGCGAACGCCUCCAACACCAACACCGCCAACACCAGCAACCAGACUGCCGCUCCAGGGGCCAGCAUUUUUGGAUCUGGGUCGACAUUGUUCCCUUCGACGACCAGCCAAACUACGCAAUCGUCAAACCUGUUUGCUUCGACAAAUCAACCGCCCGCUACCACCGCCGGCGGCGGUCUCUUCGGCGGGUUGAACACCACGAAUACGACGACCGCGCCCCAGACCAACAACCUCUUCGCAAACUCUGGCAAGCCCAGUUUAUUCAACACAACCUCAAAUAACGCGCCUGCGGCUCAGGCACAACCCGAUGCGUCCAACAGCCUUGGCAAGAGCCUGUUUGGCUCCACCAUCAACACUCAGACAGCCAACUCCAACGGCCUCCAGCAUCAGGCCGCCCCGACCGGUGCAUUCUUCGACAGCCUGCUAGCGAAGAACAAGAGGGCCCAUGUUGACGACAAUGCAGCCAUGGAAGACCUGCCCAGUCUGCAGCUCGGCCUGGGCGACCUGCGGCAGCGCCUGCGCAAGCUCGGUCCCAAGGCGUCCCCCACCGACCGCCAGCUCGACGGCCGGGCACACUACCUGCUUGCUGCCUCCGGCGUCGACCCCGGCAGCGCGGUGCGUGACCUCGGCUCCCUAGGCUUCCAGACCUCGAGGCUCGAUCGGUCCACCUACGGCACGGCGCAGGGCGAGGUGGAUGUCGAGACAUAUCUCUCGAACCUACAGAACAAGACUACACUCAGCAUGAUUGCGGACGGGCUGGAGAAGUCUGUCAGGGACUUCGACGCGUUCUUGGAGGACAAUGUCACCAUGGAGUGGGAGGCGCAACGGAGACGGAUCUACGAGCACUUUGGUAUCAAGUCGAAACAGACUCCAGGUGGUGGGGUGGGGGCGUCGCCAGGCAGGGAGUCCCGGGGUGGGUUUGGCAAGUCACGACGGAAGGGCGUGCUGUCGUCUGGCCCGGAUAAGUCAACAACAAGAGAAAGCGCGUUUGGACGAUCUGGUCUUGGAAGGUCUGUCAUCGGAACACCUAGCAAAAUUGGCGCCCAUUCCUCUGAAUUCUCCGACGUGGGCGGCGCUGGGGCUGGCAGUGGCCCGAACGGAUCGGCUGGCAUUGACGACCGCUUUUUGCGAGAGAAGCAGCUCAAGCUGGCGGAGAAGAUCCACCAACUGAACGACGCUCGUCAGCAAGCGCAAGCCGUAGCAUACCCGAUCCUCAACGAGCUCGCAGAGGUUGAGACGAAAGCAGGCGACCGGCAUGGUGAGCAUCUCGUGGAUGCGUACCGUGCUAUGGUUCUCAUCGUCGGCGAGAACCCUGAUGCAGACUCUCCCGGCGCGGAUGCCACAGCCAGCGAGAGACAGUUCUCCAGCGUCUAUCUCAGCUCCGAGUCAAAUUCACAGGGAGCGAUUUCUCUACGCAAGCGAAUUCUGGCCGGCGCCAAUAAGUUCCUCGAGAAGAAGUUCAUGGACCAGAUCGAGCAGCAGAUUGCCAAGAACCCUCUCAAUGCUCAGCUAGGUGGCAGACCGGACGUCGUCAGCAAAACCAAGGCCUAUGUGCGCCUUUUGGCCCAGGGCAAGCAUCUUGCUCCUGACAAUACAGACCUUCAGUCGAUCAGGCGGGAAGGCCAGGAUGAGUAUGUCUGGGCGGUCAUAUUCUAUCUGCUCCGAUCUGGACAUGUGAACGAAGCCGCGAAGUAUGUCAUCGAGAACCAGAACCACUUCAAGAGCAUCGACCGAUCAUUCCCUGCAUUCAUGAGCGAAUACGCUACGAGCGAAGACCGGCGUCUUAAGAGGCAGCUUCAGGACCGGUGCAACACGGAAUUCAGCCAGCGCAUCCGCAAUGCGCCCGACAACUCGGUCGAUCCCUACCGCGCAGCCUGCUACAAGAUCAUUGGCCGCUGCGAUCUGAGCAACCGAAGCUUCGAGGGCUUCACCGCAGAUGUUUACGACUGGAUGUGGCUGCAAUUCAACCUCGCCCGCGAGGGCGACCGCUCGGUGGAGAUCUGGGGGGAGACGUUCGGGCUGGCCGAGGUGCAAAACACCAUCAAGGAGGUCGGCCUGAAGUACUUCCCCAAGAACAAUGUGGAUGAUGCUAAUGGCAACUUCGGCAUGUUCUUCUUCAUGCAGAUCAUGUCGGGGAUGUUUGAGCAAGCCAUCGCCUACUUGUACUCAUUUUCGUACGUUGACGCGGUCCACUUUGCGAUUGCACUAGAGUACUACGGUCUCCUACGGGCCUCAGACUCGAUGACGGCCAACAACGACCUCCUCACACACAACACACGUGAGCGACCACAAAUUAGCUUUGGACGGAUGUUGGGCUUCUAUACGCGCGACUUCCGGGCGGCCAACGUGGCUGCCGCGGUGGACUACAUCAUCCUGAUUUGUCUAAAUCUCGACGACCCCAACCAGGAAGCCGGCAGACAGCAUGCGGAGCUGUGCCAUGAGGCUCUUCGCGAGCUCGUGCUUGAGACGAGAGAGUUCAGCAAGCUGAUUGGAGAUAUUCGACCGGACGGCCAGCGCAUCCCAGGCAUAAUAGAGAGCCGCGGUUCCCUCAUUGGACUGCCAGACGAGCGGGAAUUUGUCAGGAGUAUCACGCUGCAGGCUGGCCGCUUCGCGAAUGAUAAUGGACGAACGACCGAUGCUGUGCUGCUCUACCACCUAGCGGAGGACUACGACACGGUGGUGGCGAUUGUCAGCCGAGCCCUUAGCGAAGCCAUCUCGCUGGAGGUAGGUGGAGAGCCCCUACGCCUCCAGCCCGUCAAGCCACGCGUCGAGGGCGGGCGGCCGGAUGCGCAGGUGAACAACAGCCUUAGCCUCGCGUCCAUCGACGACCCUGUGGAGCUGGCCAAGACAAUGAUGCACAUGUACGAGGGGGAGCGGUUCUUCCGGGAGAAUAUCCAGGAGGUGAACCGCAUGGCGUGCAGUGUGUUGCUGCAGAUGUCGGAUAUCAAGAGCCUCGUAGGGGCUGGCCAGUGGGUGCAGGCCCUGGACCAAAUCAAGAUGCUCGAGAUCCUGCCUUUGGCGGCCAACGGCGACCCAUCAACGAUCCGGGCAUACGCGGCCAAGUUCGCGAGCUUGCCGCAGGUGGUUGCGGCUAACGUGGGCAACCUGCUGAUGUGGACGGUGAUGUGCUGCACGCGGCAGCGGGAGAGGCUGGGCAGCGGGCAGUUCAGCGGCAACGAGAGCACGUCCAAGGACCUGCAGGUGCAGCUGAAGCAGAUGAGCAUCGACCUGACGGCGUACACCAGCCAGCUGCGGUACAGAUUCCCGUCGCACCUGCUGGAGGCGCUGGCCAGGGCCUCGGCGGACUGA